ACUUAAUUUCAUUAUAUAUUUCUCUUAUGAUGAUAUUUUUUUUAAUUUGUAUCUUGUUUUUGGUUGCUUUUGAUAUACUUCUCUAACCACUUUUUAACGAGUUACUCGCUGUAUUCACAGACUUUAAAAAUUAAUUAUAUUUUAGUAAUACUUUUUUUAAUAAAUAUAUUAAACACGCGGUAUUAAAUAUUAUCAUGACAAGUGCAGAUAGAAUCGACUUUGAAAUGGAGGUGGAGGUUGAGAGCGCUUCCUCAGGACCGCCAGUGGAGACUACUAAUCCAGCAUCCCCGGCACCGCCGACUCCGGGAGGCAAUAAAAGUGUUGUGGUGACUACUGCCACUUCAGGUUCAGUAACAGUGUCCCUUCACCCCCUGGUCAUCAUGAAUGUUUCUGAGCACUGGACCCGUUUACGAGCACAAGAAGGGUCUCCACAAACAGUGAUUGGUGCACUUAUUGGCAAACAAAAAGGCCGUAAUAUAGAAGUAAUGAACUCUUUUGAAUUGGUCUUUAGUGUUAUUGAAGGAGAUAUAAUUAUAGAUAGAGAUUAUUAUAAUUUGAAGGAAGAACAAUUUAAGCAAGUAUUCUCAGAUAUGGAUUUCUUGGGUUGGUAUACCACAGGAGAUACACCUACUGAACGCGACAUUGCUGUACAUAGACAAAUAUGUGACAUCAAUGAAUGUCCAGUAAUGCUUAUGCUUAAUCCCGCAGGAAGAAAUGGAGAUCAAUUACCAGUGGUGUUGUAUGAAUCUGUAAUAGAUGUAGUAAAUGGACGUGCCACAAUGCUGCUGGCACCGCUUACAUACACAUUAGCUGCUGAAGAAGCAGAGAGAAUUGGCGUAGACCAUGUUGCCAGGGUAUCUUCUGGUGAAGCUGCUCUCAACAGUUUGGUGGCGGAGCACCUGACCGCGCAGCGGUCGGCGAUCAAGAUGCUGGUGUCGCGGGUGCGCGCGGUGCUGGCGACGGUGCGCGCGGUGCGCGCGGGCACGCUGCCGCCGCGGCCCGCGCUGCUGCGGGAGGCGCGCGCGCUCGCACACCGCCUGCCCUUGCUCACCUCGCACCAGUUCCGCACCCACUUCUACAACCAAUGCAACGAUGUGGCGCUUAUGACUUACCUCGGCACUAUUACGAAAGGUUGCAACGCGAUCAAUCAACUAGUAAACAGAUUCAACGUCCUCUACGAUAGACAAGGCAUGGGCCGUCGAAUGAGAGGGCUCUUCUUCUAAAGUAGUUGUUAGUAUUAUACUUGAAUAUACAUACUCUGUUACUCUGGUCUCUGAAGUGUAUAGAAUAAAUAAAGAAAAUCAGUUUAUGUUAUACCUAAUAAAUUAUUCUGUUAAUAUUUUACAUUUGCAUAAAAAAAAAAAAAAAAUGAUAAAUAUUAAUAGUUUUUUAUUUUAUUUUUAUUUUGGUUAUAAUUAAUCAAAGAGGUACAGAAGAUUGGAUUAAUUAAUAUCGAUACCAAAUUUAAGGCAAAACUGAUUAAAUGAACUACAAUAAACUGUACAAUAUUGGGGUCCGUUCUGAAGCGUCAUUCUCUGCCUAUAUAUAUUACGAAAAUAAAAAUUUUUAUUUAUUACAGCGAAAUAAAGGACUAGUAUGAAUGAAAUUUUUAAUAUGAGUAGAUCUGAGUCUAAGCUAGUUAGUACAUGUUUGAUGUAACAUAAUACUUUCAUUAUAGUAUUAAUUCAAUUAGUUUUAAAAAUAGGUUUAGGGAAUUGCACAUCAGAAUCAGCCACAUGUAUAUAUUGCAAAUGAAAAAAAAAACAAAACAUUUUUCUAUAUAUAUAUAUAUAUCCCUAUGAUUUUGUUAUUCACAUAUAAACUACUCCUGAACUCCUUUAAUAUGAAUUUGUAAAGAUAUAUAAGCAUGAUUUUACUUAAUGAUAGAGAAAUUCUGAUUUGUCCAACUAAUAUUACUGCGUGGUUAGUACUUCAUGCCAAUAUCAUUCGAGUGCUAAAAACGAUUGAAUUUAGCGAUAGCCAAGAAGUUUUCCUUUUAAUCUAUUUCUAUAAUUUGCAUUUGGGAUCAGCGCGGUAGUUCAAUUUGCAUAGGAAUAAACACCUUAAUGAAUUUGUGUAAAGACUAUUUGUCCUGAAGCAAUGGAAUGACAUUGCUUCAUGACACAUAUCGUCAUAGUCGUAGAAUACUGACGGUUCUGACAAAGAUUAUAUAUAAAGAUCCGUCAGUAUUCUACGACUAUGACGAUAUUAUUUCAUCUAAACAGUGUUUUUCAAAGUAUGGGUUGCGAUGCCGACCCCUAUGAGUAAGCGAUCGUUUCUCAAGGAGGUUGUGCCUUUUUCAGUAAAUUUGAGAUUAGGUAAAUUUCGGGAUUGGGGUUCUUUUUUAAAUUAUAUCAGUGUCGCGGUAUGAAUUAGUUUGAAAAACACUGAAUUAAAAUAAUUGCUUCAAAUUUAGUUGGCAAAUAAGUGUUAUAUAUAUUCAGGAUAUCUCUAUGGUUCAAUUAUGUAUAAUUAUAUAGUUCAAUGAUGGGAUAAUAGUGAACAGUCAUUUCCAUGGAACUUUUGGAACAGAUAUCGGCCUUUGUGGAACUACGUAAUUAAAACUGUAGGGAUAUCUUUAUCUUCGUAACUCUUUAACGCUAGUGAGAUAUAUUAUGUUUAACUAUUAAAAGGAAUGUUAGUACACAUUAUAUUUUAACUGUAAGGCUAACCGGAUUGACUUACGUGUAUUUUAGUUGACAAUGCCCAACUAGUUUUGGGACCAAUCGGGACUCUUAAUUAUGAGCAACCGUGACGUGAGAUGGUUGGUGUUCAACGUGCCGAGGCUCGCAGUCAGGCUCAUUCUCGACUAAAAUACAAGUAAGACAAUCCGGCUAGCUUUAUGGUUAAACUAUUAAUUUGUAUGAAGACUAGUUGUCAUGACUGAGUAAAAUUAAUACUUAAUAGACACUUUAAUAAAUAUUAUGAUAUA
Molecule: messenger RNA, 2932 nt
Organism: Galleria mellonella (greater wax moth)
Lineage: Eukaryota; Metazoa; Arthropoda; Insecta; Lepidoptera; Pyralidae
Gene: CSN6
Product: COP9 signalosome complex subunit 6
Exons: 6
Coding region: 195-1223 (342 amino acids)
Biological process (GO): protein deneddylation
Cellular component (GO): COP9 signalosome
Molecular function (GO): protein binding; metallopeptidase activity
Source: RefSeq, a predicted model, not a curated record